Messenger RNA from Medicago truncatula (barrel medic), 930 nucleotides. Its product is annotated as kunitz-type elastase inhibitor BrEI. The record is from RefSeq and is a predicted model, not a curated record. Gene Ontology annotation, molecular function: endopeptidase inhibitor activity. The transcript has a single exon. Lineage: Eukaryota; Viridiplantae; Streptophyta; Magnoliopsida; Fabales; Fabaceae. The coding region runs from base 84 to 719 and encodes 211 amino acids.
CAAUCAUACAAUUAACUUAGAAAGACACAACAUAAACAUCACAAUCUACAAACAAUCAAAAAAAAAAAAAAAAUCAAGAAACCAUGAAAUUCAUUCAACUCUUUUGCUUCCUUUCUCUCUUAGUUUUGUUCAACACAAAGCCACUACAAGGAGCUGAACCAGAGGCAGUAGUAGACAAACAAGGUAACCCUCUUAAACCAGGUGAAGGUUACUACGUAUUUCCACUUUGGGCCGACAAUGGAGGCAUUACAUUAGGACACACAAGAAACAAAACAUGCCCUCUUGAUGUAAUCCGUAACCCUGAUGCAAUCGGCACACCGGUGUAUUUCUCUGCAUCAGGUCUUGAUUACAUUCCAACUCUCACUGACCUCACCAUUGAGAUUCCUAUUCUGGGUAGUCCUUGCAAUGAACCAAAAGUGUGGAGGCUUUUAAAGGUUGGGUCUGGGUUUUGGUUUGUGAGCACUGGUGGUGCAGCUGGGGAUCUUGUUAGCAAGUUCAAGAUUGAGAGGCUUGCAGGUGAACAUGCUUAUGAGAUAUAUAGCUUUAAGUUCUGUCCCUCUGUUCCUGGUGUUCUUUGUGCUCCUGUUGGAACUUUUGUAGAUACUGAUGGAACUAAAGUUAUGGCUGUUGGUGAUGGUAUUGAAGAACCUUACUAUGUUAGAUUUCAGAAGGCUUCCACUUUUGCUCAGAGCAAUAAUCAAGAUUUGAGCAGUGUGUAACUGUAGUUUUUUUAGAAAUUGUGUGCUUAGUAGUGAAGUGUGAUGGGUCAUAAUAAGGAUUGCGGAUCCAUAAUAAGCCACAAAAUUGCACACAAACGGAGUACUUUUCUCUGUUUUAAGAUUUGCCACUUUCUUUUUAUCCUCAAAGGUGUAAUGAAGUUUGACCUUAUCCUUAUACAAUCUGUCUCAAAUUUCUGUAUUUUAUAUCUUC